UCCCGGGGGGACGCGCGCUCCGUGGAGCCGCCGGCGCUCGGGGUCUCUCCGCCCCCCCCCCCCCCCCCCAUGGCCAAGCGGCGCGCGGAGCCGUUAGUGUGUCACGUGCCCAUCAAACGGCUCCUGCGCGAGCCGCUGCCCCGCGCUGCCGCGCCCGAGCGGCGCCCCCGGGGCGAAGCGGCGGGCGCCGGCCCUGCCGCCCCGAAGCGGAAGCUGGAGGAGGCUGAGGCGCCGCCGGGCAAGCGGCCUGGGCUGCGGGGGAGCAGCCCCCGCGGGGAGCAGGGGGAGGCGGGGGGCAGGCGGCGGCGGCGCGGCGGGCCCGCGGCGCCCCAGGACGAGCAGACGGCGGAGGUACGCGCCGGUGGCCGGGGCAAAGAGCAGGUCGCCGCCGCUGAGGAAGAAGAAGAAUUCUGCCAGUAUAACUCAUUCCUGUAUUGGAGAGCACCAUUGCCUGCUAUUGAUUUGUCUGAUAUUCAGAACCUAGAUGGAGACACUCUAUCAGAAGCUAAAACUCCUUCAAGGACUGAUACCAUGGAGACUGAAAUGGAGACCUGAUCAAUUGUUUCAUACUUGUACAUCUACUUGCAGGAAACUUGUUUCCAUUUGGAAUCAAUUUUUUUUUUAACUUGGGAGAAAAAAAGCAUGCUUCUGCCUUCUUGAAGAAACAAUGUUAUGUCAGUCUGCAAAAGCAAGUCUGAGCUGUCUAAGUGGAUGGGAUUACAUACCUAAUAGUAAGCUGUCUGGAGGUGUACAGUGUGAGGAGGCUAUGAUGUCUAGCAAGAACAUUUGAAAACAUGGAGGCAGGCUAAAAGAAGACUACAGGAAAUUCGAACUUUGGAAUGCAAUUAAAAGAAGCAAGUGGCUAUGUUACAUGUCAAAAGGAAAUGGAAAAUCAUUUUGCCUAUCUUGAACAAAAAGAUGUUUCUGUGGUACCUGAAAGUGAACUUAUCAUGUGAAUAUAUCAUAAAGCACACAAACUAGUGAUUUUUAAUGUGAGGUGUGUGUUUUGUUUUUUUUUUUCUGUGUAAUAGCUAAACCAAAAAAUAAGAGCCUACCAAAACCAGACAAAACAUUCCCUUUUCUAUGCAAACCAAAAAAAGUGUGACAGGGAGGGGGAAGGAAAAGGGUAUCUUUUCUUCUGUAGGCUGCCACUGUUCUGAAAGUUUUUCACAUUCUCUGUGUGAAAAAGUUUUUUCACCUUCUCCCUUUCACAUUACCCAAAGCAGUGGGCAGCCAGCUUUUAGGUUUUUUAGUUCAUUCUCAAGUUAAUGCUAUUCUUAUUCUCUGUGAUGUUAGCUCUGAACCAGUUGAUAACGUUGAAAUGGCAGGUGUGUGCAGAUGUGUUGAGAAGAAUUAAUGCAACAUGAAAUAACCAUAUACACUUUUUCAAACUUAACUGACUGAGGUGUAGUUUUUGCAGAGACUGUGAAUCUUGCAAAACUUUUUUUCAGAAGUUCAUUGAAUUAGUCUUUUUUGUUGUGAAAUGCAAACUUAAUGCUUGUCUUUCGUAAUUUAUUUACAAGAAAUACAAUUAGAAAUACUUUAAUAAUAGACAAGUUGUAUGGGCAGACUGUCAGACUUUGCAAAUGUCAUUUGUUUUCAAGGAUAGCAAACACUGUAUUUUUGCUGGAAUCAUUGAAGAAGGCAACUUGUGGGGUUUUUUAUUUUUUUUUUAAAUAAUGUAUUUGCUAAAGGACAAUAAAGUUUUGCCUGUGUGUAUUUGAAAACUUGGGACUAUUACUGUGUGAAGUACUUGACUUUAUUUCCUAAGAUUGUUGCUUCUGUAACUUUGUCAUUUUAUUAGGUCUUUUUGCUUAAAAUAGCUUAUCAGCCGCCUUAGUAAAAAUCUGUAAAAUUCUCAGUAUUUGUACUGUAAAGUAUCUGUAUUUGUUCCUUGCUUAUUGAUUGUUAGGAUCUCUUAGUACCCACAGAAGGAAGGAGCUGGCUUAGUGACUUAAGCAUUUCAUGGUGCUUGUUUGGGUAUGCUUCUGCCUGCUAUCAGAUUAGCUGGAUACAUAUUUAAA
Molecule: messenger RNA, 2024 nt
Organism: Grus americana (Whooping crane)
Lineage: Eukaryota; Metazoa; Chordata; Aves; Gruiformes; Gruidae
Gene: CZH9orf40
Product: chromosome Z C9orf40 homolog
Exons: 2
Coding region: 70-555 (161 amino acids)
Source: RefSeq, a predicted model, not a curated record